GCUCCCGGAGGAUGGAGCAUUGAGGCAGUCUGGGCGGCUGCCGGCAGCGCCAUGGAGACCGUGCAGCUGAGGAACCCACCGCGCAGGCAGCUGAAAAAGUUGGAUGAAGAUAGUUUAACUAAACAGCCAGAAGAAGUGUUUGAUGUCUUAGAGAAGCUUGGAGAAGGGUCUUAUGGCAGUGUGUACAAGGCUAUUCAUAAGGAGACUGGUCAGAUUGUUGCUAUCAAGCAAGUGCCUGUGGAAUCGGACCUGCAGGAGAUAAUCAAAGAAAUCUCCAUAAUGCAGCAGUGUGACAGCCCUCAUGUAGUCAAAUACUAUGGCAGCUACUUUAAGAACACAGACCUGUGGAUUGUUAUGGAGUACUGUGGGGCUGGCUCUGUAUCUGAUAUCAUUCGGCUGCGAAACAAGACGUUAACAGAAGAUGAAAUAGCUACAAUAUUACAGUCAACUCUUAAGGGACUAGAAUACCUCCAUUUUAUGAGAAAAAUACAUCGAGAUAUCAAGGCUGGAAAUAUUUUGCUAAACACAGAAGGCCAUGCAAAGCUUGCAGACUUUGGAGUCGCAGGUCAACUUACAGAUACCAUGGCAAAGAGGAAUACAGUGAUAGGAACGCCAUUUUGGAUGGCUCCUGAAGUUAUCCAGGAGAUUGGGUACAACUGUGUGGCAGACAUCUGGUCUCUGGGAAUAACCGCCAUAGAAAUGGCUGAAGGAAAGCCCCCAUAUGCGGAUAUCCAUCCAAUGAGGGCAAUAUUCAUGAUUCCUACAAACCCUCCUCCCACAUUCCGAAAGCCAGAGCUGUGGUCGGACAGCUUCAUGGAUUUUGUGAAGCAGUGUCUGGUAAAAAGCCCGGAGCAGCGAGCCACGGCCACCCAGCUCCUCCAGCACCCAUUUGUUAAGAGUGCCAAAGGAGUGUCGAUAUUGCGAGACUUAAUUAACGAAGCCAUGGAUGUGAAACUGAAGCGCCAGGAAGCCCAGCAGCGGGAAGUGGACCAGGAUGACGAUGAGAACUCAGAGGAGGAUGAAAUGGAUUCUGGCACGAUGGUUAGAGCCACCGGUGAUGACAUGGGCACUGUUCGAGUAGCCAGCACAAUGAGCGGCGGAGCUAAUACUAUGAUUGAGCACGGUGACACAUUGCCGUCCCAGCUGGGCACCAUGGUGAUCAACACGGAGGACGAGGAAGAGGAAGGAACCAUGAAAAGAAGAGAUGAGACCAUGCAGCCUGCAAAACCCUCUUUCCUUGAAUACUUUGAACAAAAAGAAAAGGAAAAUCAGAUCAACAGCUUUGGCAAGAACGUAUCUGGCUCUCUGAAGAAUUCUUCAGACUGGAAAAUACCUCAGGACGGAGACUAUGAGUUUCUUAAGAGCUGGACUGUGGAGGACCUGCAGAAGAGGCUCUUGGCCCUCGACCCCAUGAUGGAACAGGAGAUGGAAGAGAUCCGGCAGAAAUACCGGUCCAAGCGGCAGCCAAUCCUGGAUGCCAUUGAAGCCAAGAAGAGGAGGCAACAGAACUUCUGAUAACACCAGUCUGGCCUUUGGUGGCUUCUGGGUUGCUAGACUCAUGUCUGCUAGCCAGCACUUGUGCUCUGUCAUUUCUCCACAGCACCUUUGUAAACUCAGGAAUGUGCGCCAGUGGGAAGGGCUACUUGACAGUCAUUGUGCCAUUUGGCGUGUGCGUUUACACCGGCAAAGUGUAUCUUGAAGGGUUUGUAUUGGUGCUUUUAACUCAGAAUUUUAGACCCAGGAGCAGAGCCUCCUAGUUCAUUGAUAGCUGGGAAAUUUUUACAUUGUUUCUUUUUGUUUUCCUUCUAGUAAUAGCUUUUGGUUGCUCACCCUGAAAGACUUUUUUAAAAAAUCUAUAAAUAUGCAUAUAUAUAUAUAUAUAUAAAUUAUAAAUAGAUUCCCCACUCCGUGUGGUGGUGUCUCUGUACAGGUACAGUUUCAAACACUUUGCCUCUUUCCUGUGAGAUUAUGGUACUGUGCAGCAAGAGAGCAGAAGACACUGGGAGGCUCUUAGGAGGUCACUGAAUCCCAGGAGUUGGCUUCACCCGUUGCAGGGCUGCAUGGAAAAAUUAGCCUUGGGAUGGUUGUGCCACCACAGUGACGAACGAGCCUUACGUGGUCACCACUGGCCUCUGAAGCUGUUGGUGAUGCCAGGAAAAAAACCCGGAGAACUUGAGUUUGCUCUUUUCCCAGGAGAAGCCUGGCACCCUCUUUGCAAAGUAGCCUUUGCUGUCUCAACACCUUUUAAUCCAUCUCCACCCUCCCAGCUGCCUCAAGUCACAUCCCAGAUACUGCCCAGUGCCUUAAGAGGAGAGAUGUCUGUGAAAGGACAGGCUACCAAGAGCUCUGUCCAGCAAACAGAGACCUAUCCAGCCAGAAAAUCUCAUUGUUUAUGGGAAAAAUCACACAUGACAUUCUGCUCUUCAUUUCGUAGAUACAGGGUAAAGGGCGCUGCUCUCAUGGUUCACAUCCAAGUACGUGAUUGUUUAUUUUUUUCAUUACUGUUGAGCCAGGGUAAAUUAGUGCCGAACCAAGGCUCACUCCCAGAAGACUUAGUCAGACCCAGAAUGGCAGAGCUGGAAGGGGCUGCCACAGUCAGUGGGUCUGACCUUGUAUUGUCCAGGUGAGAAAGUGAGACUCAGAGGAGAGGUGACAUUGCCAGUGCCACAGAUCAAGUUAGAUUAGAAGCAGGGAUUGGAAUUCAGAGCCUUUGUCCUGGGCCACUGGACCAAGAGCCUCUUCACUGAGAGCAUGGAGCUACCAGUGUAUAUCAGGUUGGCCCAGGGACCCCUGCUCUUUCCUUGCCUCUUUGGUACCUGAGCUGCUAUGGAAAGGUUCACCAGAGGAGCCAUGUCAUUCAGUCUCAGCAUGCCAGUGGGUUCCUUACACUGUCUCCCAGAUACAGACAGGCACUCAUGGAAGGCCUGCAGCAGGGUAGAGGGCUUUGCAAAAGACAGUUACAGAGUCAUCCCUGAACCUUUGGCUCAAAACUGCAGUCAGAAGGGACUGGGAAGACAGUUGCCCUUUUAUUUCUUCUCCUUUCAUCCCCCCAUGGGAGCCCUGAUGGGCGUGCACCUGAGGAUACUGAAAUUCGACUCGGUAAUUGCUUUUGCUCCCUAACCUGAGAGUCGAUAAAAAGGCAGGGGAUGUUCUUUUCUGUGACCAGAUUCUGUUCUUUGCAGUUAAAGCAAGCUUUAAAAAAAUGCAAGAGGCAGCUGGUCUGUAGGCCUUGGCCAGCAAAGUAACUGUGUCAGAGAGAAUUAGAGGAUCAUGGAUCUUGCUGGGAUGAUAAAUGCUGCUGUCGUUUCCUGGGUAGCACAUGUCAGGCGCUGAGCUAGGUGUGUACUACAGGUUUUAUUGUAAUCCCCUGGGCUUCUUAUGACGAUUCCUUCCCACGACACUGUAGAUCUGGAUGUAUGACAUCCUGUGGGGCUAGUAGUCACAGAAACAGGAAAGUCCUAAACGCUUAGAAUGAAGUGACCGUAGCUUCUCACCAAGACUUAAGUCUAAGUGGUAUUUUUUUUCCUUAAGGUUAGAAACCAGAUGAAUUAAUAGUCAAGUCCCCAAGUCAAGAAAGUUUUUAGAAGCCCAGAGCACAGGGCAUACAUAACAUUUGUUGUGUUGCUUACCAGCCCAGCGCCGAGCUCGUUCCUCUUGAAGGAAAGCUUUGGGCGCUGCCAGACAGAAGGAAAAAGCCCACAGCUCCCUUCCAAAGCAAGAUGGGAGUACAGGAAAAGAGUUUUUCCUGCGACUACUCAGCUGUGAACCUUAGUCUGGAGUCUAUUUGGUCACAAGCAUGUCUGCACGGCACAGCCUGGUCCACAGGUGCUUGGCAGUCCAGCUCAACAGCUGCUUGCCAGAAGCCGGAUGUCCUGGAUUCUGGCGAGGCCUAUGUGUUGUUCGGUGACAUGGGAGCGAACCAUCCUUUCCUUGAAGACCAAAUCCAAGCAAUCCUGUUUCACUUCUCUCGGGCUUGAGCAUUUGUGGCUCUGGCUUGCAGUGGACUCUGGCUGGGCUCUCUGCUUCCAAGGUGCCGAAGCCCACACCUAAAUUCUUUUCAACAAACAAACAGAACCUCAUACUUUUUAAAAACAUUGUAGUUUUGCUCCCAUUCAUAAAUUUGAAGCACAUCUCCACUUUUAUUUCAUUCAUAUAUAUAUAUAUAUUAUAUAAGAUUUUAUGUUCCCCAGUAGAUUGGACAAGAAUUUGACUGGCUGGGAGUGAGAAAGGCUGUUGGGGGUGCAGAUGAAUAGGAGCAGUCAUCUGAACUUGAGGAGUUGAGCCUUGAGUCUCUCACACUGAGUAGCACCUGGCAAUGCCAGAAACUCAUUCUACCAUUUAAAACUCAAUACGCCCAUCUAAUGUCAGGAGUGGGAGAGAUGACAUCACUGUAGGCGCUGCAGAUACUCAGAACCUAAAAGCAGAAUAUCACAAACAGCUUCAUGCUAAUAAAUUCGCCACCUUAAGUGGGCAGAUACCCAGAAAAUUACAAAGGAACUAAGCUUCUCUGAGACGAAAUGGGCAAUCACAACAGCCCCCAGCCCCUUUUCUACCAGAACUUGGUAGCUCUGAGAGGCAGGGUUAGCUCUUCAUUUAAAGGGUCAGGAACCUGACAUUCUGUGACAACUGUUCCUCAAGGUCACACCAGCAGAGAGUGACAGAGUCUGAUUCUUACUCCACUGGCUUUCCCAGCAUACCUUUUGGUCUCUAAAGAUUGCUUUCCUUUAUUUGGGGGGGAAGUUUUUCCCAUUCAGACCACACCCCUCACCCUCUUUGAUCUUUUUAAGGCACUGUGUUUAUAUUUUUAUUAAGAUUAUUACAUGCGUUGUCUUUGGAAUCUAUGUUCUUUGUGUUUAGGGGGGCCGUCUCUUCCACCAGCCUGCACUCAGACCAACUUGAGAGAAAAAAAUCUUAAAUGCUGUUGCUGAUGUACAAUUUUAAAAAAUGUGAAGUUUGUAGCUUUAAUCUUUUGUAACAAAAACUAAUUAACACUGGCUUAAGUGCUGACUUGAAAUGCUAUUUUGUAAGGUUUGGAUGUAAAUACUAGAGGUCAUCUGUUUGUAUAUGUGUGAGACAUAGCUUCUUCCACUGCCUUUUGUUUUUAACUGGAGGUACUUCCUGUGUGCUUUUAUGUUAGAGUCGUCUCCCCCUCAUUUCUCCCCCAACACCUGUCACCCUUGUGUUAAAUAAACUGUCCUUUAGACCA
Messenger RNA from Arvicanthis niloticus (Nile rat), 5206 nucleotides. It is a transcript of the gene Stk4, whose product is annotated as serine/threonine kinase 4. NCBI's taxonomy places the organism in Eukaryota, Metazoa, Chordata, Mammalia, Rodentia, Muridae. Gene Ontology annotation, biological process: protein phosphorylation; signal transduction; protein tetramerization. The record is from RefSeq and is a predicted model, not a curated record. Gene Ontology annotation, cellular component: cytoplasm. Gene Ontology annotation, molecular function: protein serine/threonine kinase activity; ATP binding.